Lasiosphaeria miniovina is the source of this 870-nucleotide messenger RNA. Its product is annotated as methyltransferase domain-containing protein. NCBI's taxonomy places the organism in Eukaryota, Fungi, Ascomycota, Sordariomycetes, Sordariales, Lasiosphaeriaceae. The transcript is spliced from 4 exons. Bases 1 to 870 code for a protein of 289 amino acids. The record is from RefSeq and is a predicted model, not a curated record.
AUGGCCAUCGAGACCACGACGGCCAAUGGACAGCACUAUGAGGUACCCACGCCCAUCAUGGCGGCCGUCCUGGGCUCGCUCAUGAAGUAUAGCGGCUGUCUGUUCCUCAAUGACAAGGAGAUGCUAGCCCAGGCUGAAGUCAACAUGCUGCAGAGCUACGUUGACAAGGCUGACAUCAAGAUGAUUAAUUAUAUCCCCAUGCCUAGCUGUGGCUGGGGCUCUGCGACCUUGUUUCUUGCCAGGCGCUUGCCCGACGCGACAAUCAUUGGCUUUUCAAACUCCAAGACACAGAAAGAGCACAUUGUCGCAAAAGCUAAGGAACAGGGACUGGGAAAUGUGCGCGUCAUCACCGGAGACGUGAUUGACUACGAAUUCGAGCACGAAAGCUUUGACCGAAUUCUGUCUGUCUCGCACGUCAAGAACUACGAGCUGCUCAUGGUCAAGACGGCGAGAGCGCUCAGGCCCUGCGGGCACUUCUUCGUCGACGUCUUUGGGCACCGAGACACGCCGUACCACUUCCAGGAGGACUGGAUGUCGACCCACUUCUUGACCGGAGGGACCAUGCCAAGCCAGGACCUGCUGCCGUACUUCCAGGAGGACCUAACGGUCCAGACGCAGUGGUGGGUGGACGGCCACCACUAUCGCAUCACUGCCGAGCACUGGGUGUUGAACUGGAAGGCCAAUAAGUAUAAGGUAUGGCCGCACCUGGUCGGCGCGUACAGGGAGGAGAAUGCGAGCGCGUGGUUCAACCGCUGGCUGGGCUACUACCUGGCGAUUUCCGAAAUGUUCGAAUAUGGAGAGGGGAAGACUUAUGGAGUCAUCCACCUUUUCACGAAGCGGCGGAACUCGCCACCGCAGGUUCGAGAGUGA